Tyto alba (common barn owl) is the source of this 4339-nucleotide messenger RNA. RefSeq names its product leucine rich repeat containing 32 (gene LRRC32). The transcript has 3 exons. Gene Ontology annotation, cellular component: plasma membrane. Bases 524 to 2551 code for a protein of 675 amino acids. The record is from RefSeq and is a predicted model, not a curated record. Gene Ontology annotation, molecular function: protein binding. Lineage: Eukaryota; Metazoa; Chordata; Aves; Strigiformes; Tytonidae.
GAUAGCACAUGCUCACAUCUGUGGGACAGGCACGGCAAACUUCAGAGACAAGCACGUGUCCCCGAAGCCUGUGGAGGGGAUUUUUUGUGGUAUUCACAGACUGUUUCAUGUGUCAAUACGAGAGGAGCGCAAUUACCAGCUGAGAAACUGCAGGAAAUAAGCCAAGGUUGAAUGAACGAAAUGGAAAAUAAAGAGAAGUGCAGAGGACACACACAUUUUAAAACUAUUACGGAGGUAUGUAUUCACGUGCUCAUGGGAGCCUGGGAAUAUAUAAGAGCUCAUGACUGCGAAGGAAUGAAUUCAAGGACCAGUCUAUGGGGAAUAUUUUUUUUCCCUGUGACUUCAAACUUCUCUCGGAGCUCGCAGAGUUUUAGUCAGCUGGCAUGCAACAGAGGUACGACUUCCCCAAGGAAACUCUUCCUCGGCUUGCGCUGGAAAGGCUGCUGGGAGAGUCCGGGAGGCAGAAGGCUGCAAGCAGAGGCAAAACCUCCUCCUUCUCCUCCUCCAGCCACAGAGCAGAACCAUGAAACUGUACGUCAUCUUCUUCCUGGCAGUGGUGAACAGAGGGACCUCUAACAAUCAGCCCAGAGAGGGGAUGCCCUGUGAAAUGGCAAACUUGCAGGCAUUUUGCCACAACAAAGACCUCCACCAAAUCCCUCGUGAGCUCCAUCCGAAUGUAAACAAAAUAGAUCUGUCUGGAAAUCUGAUUCAAAGCAUCCCUGAAAUGCCAUUAUCAUUCUACACUUCCCUCCAGUGCCUGGAUUUAAGCUCUAACCAGAUAAGCUUCAUCACACCUGGAGUCUUUGCACACAUGACAAGUUUGCUGGAAAUAAAUUUAGCCAACAAUCACUUGUAUGAACUUGCUCAGAAUGGGGCAGAGGGGAUUGGACAUUUACCCAAGGUGGAAAUACUGGACUUGUCCCACAACAGUCUGUACAAUGGGAUGGCUGAAUAUUUCAUUAAACAAGCUCCAGCACUGCGGUAUCUUUCAUUGGCAGACAACAGUAUUAUAAUGAUAUCACACAAGAUGUUUCAGGGAUCUCCCAGUCUCGUGGAGAUAGAUCUUCAGAGUAAUAUCAUCAUGGAAAUAGAAGAAGGUGCUUUUGAGACUCUAGUGAACCUUUCCAAACUCAAUCUCUCCAUGAAUUCAAUUACUUGCAUCUCUGAUUUCAACCUCAAGCAGCUGGAGAUACUUGACCUUAGUAGGAACAGCAUUGAGACCUUCCACACCGCAGAGUCAGAUGAUGAAUAUAGCUUAAGAUGUUUGGAUCUGAGUGAGAACAAACUGCUUCACUUCCCAGUAUUCCCCCAGGUAAAUAAGCUGGUAACUCUGAAUUUAUCAAAGAAUCUAAUCCAGCUCACUGCUGAAUCCCCUCAUAAUAAAAUGGACUAUAUGGAAAAUGAAUGGCUAGAUGCUUCUUUUCAUCUUCUUGAUCAGAAGCAAAGUAGAAACAAAAGUUCUCUUUAUUUAUCCCAGCUUGUAUAUUUAGACUUAAGUUAUAAUGAAAUCAAAUCCAUUCCGGAUGAGUUCUUUGAAUCGAUGUUGUCUCUUCACACCCUUAAUCUCAGUAAAAACUGUCUUCAGGCAUUUGCAGUAACUUAUGACAGUGCGUUGAUCUCCCUAACAGUCCUUGACUUGAGCUACAAUGCUUUGCAGAACCUUCUCCUAGAUGCUGGCAUGUUGUCAAAUUUGAAGGAGCUCUAUGUUCAAAGCAACCACCUUCAGACUCUGCAAUUUGAUAUCUUCUCAAGUCUUCCUAGCCUCAGACUGCUUAAUCUACAGGGCAAUAAUAUCAGCCUUUGCAGCAUGUACUCAGGAUUAGCUAAGCAAAGACUUGCUGGAGAGGAAAGUGGUUGUGUAUCAUUUGUUGAUUCUUCUACUCUUCAGUACUUGUACCUAGCUGACAACAUGCUGAACAUCCUUCCAGCAUACACUUUCUACAAGACUUCUCUCAUUGUCUUGGAUCUCUCCAUGAACCCUGGACUGAAAAUAGAAGUUAAAGCAUUAUCAGGACUGGAAAAGUCUCUGGAAUAUUUGUAUCUACAUGGCAAUAACCUGAUAGAAUUAAAUAUUGACUUGCCUUGUUUUAGUCACCUUAAGCAUUUAAACCUCUCUGAAAAUCAGCUGAACUGGCUGCCUAAGUGGGGUAGUGACUCUUCACUGGAAGUUCUGGAUUUACGGAACAAUAGGUUUAGUACAUUACAGAACAGUAAUAUUUUAGCAUUAGAAAAUUCCCUUAAAAACUUGUAUCUCACUGGGAACCCACUCAAUUGCUGUGGAAACAUCUGGCUCUCAUCAAUGAUCCAGAACAAAAAUGUCCAGAUCCCCAACGUGGAGCAUUUAACGUGCCAGUACACUCAGAACUUUGGGUACCAGGAAGAAAUGCAUAUUGGGAACAUCAGACCAGAAGACUGUGAAAAAGAGGAUCUGAAGAAAAUCAACUUCCUUAUUAUAUUAACAUUUGUGUUGGUUUUAUCCGUGAUCAUCAUUGGCGUGGGUUCAUUUUUUUGCUUUCGCAGGCAAAACUUUAGCCAUCAGUUUAAAGCAUAGGAACACAAAAUGCCUUGAAAACUGAAGAAAUCAGGUGCUACACUGCCAGUGUGUAGAAAUGAAGGGCAAAAUUCUCAUCUUUGAUUUUUAACUGUGGAUUUUAAGACAGUUUUAAAGCGCCCCUGAACUGCACCACUAUCGUGCUCUGGGUGGCAGGGACGGAAAGCAGAAUUUGCCAUGUUUUGCACUUGCUUCAUUCACAAGCAGAUCUGCCUAAAAAGUUUAUAUAGUGGUAGAAGAGGCCACUGUAAAGACCUGCUGGUGUUUUGAGGAAUGCGUAAUUUAAACUAGUCUGAAAGAAAAAGAUCUCUAAGGUCUUGAGAGUUGUCACUAAGAGAUACUUUGUGAUGUCACCUUCACAGAAAGACUUUAUGCAAAUUGAGCGUUUUAACAGAAUCACCUUUUUAUAACAGUCAUUGAUGACAUCAACUGAGCUGGAAAGCCUUUCUCAAAGUUAUGUGCCUCCAUGAGAUAUUUUGAUUUGGUCUGAGCUUUGCUUUUUCCUACCUGGUUAACUCCUAAACCUUCUUAAACCGAAAUCAGAAAAACCUACACCAAGGCAGGCCAAAGUACAAUCUUUCACUCCUUGAAGAUGGUUGCAAAUCUCCCAUGAGUUCCAAAACAAUGAGAAAUUAACUAAAAAAAUAAAUUACAGUCUGUGUCUGUUGUGCUCAUGGCCACCACUUAGAAAAUCCAUGGCUGACCAGAGGAACCAAAGACCUUGGUGGUAGGAACCUCUUUGGAUAUCUCAUUUUGCUUGUAGUAUGUUGCUCCAGACAUUGGGGCAAGACAUGAGAGGUAGAGGAGGUCCGUUAGUCUUGGUGCUUAACAUCAACGAGGGAUGCAAGAGAAAUCUCAGGCAUGAAACAGCUGCACUGUACGUUACCCAGAUCUGCACAGGAGGUCACAGGUCCACAGUUCAACUCAAAGAGGAGAAAUUUGCCCCUCACGUGCAAUAGAUAUUUAACUGGGUUUAAUGUGAAGAAAUUCAACUCUGGGGUGAACACUUUUUAAAAGAAAAAUCUUGGAGAAUGAAUUUCAACUAGCUAACAUUGGACUGAAAUGUUUAUAUUUCUAAGGAAAACUGUUGGGAACUCACUGCAUACAGUCAAAUUUCAAUGCAGAAGAAUAAUAUAUCUAUUUUUAAAGGUCACAGGAGGUUAGACAGCAAAAAGGUGUUUUAAAGAUACUGGUAUGAAACAAUACACAGGGAACGUAGUCCUGGGCCAUUAUGCAGUUCAGAUGUCCACUGUCUCUCCCUAAAAAGAUAUUAUGGUCUAGAGGACUGGCUGCAAUAAAAGUAUAGAUCCUCAUUCUGUCAUGAAUGAGGUGGCUGACCUGUUGUGUUGUUAAAAGCUGACACUGACAUAUGUUAUGUCCUGUACUCUGACAGCAAAUUCACCCUUUUGAAGUGAAGAAAACCUCACCAACAGUGGGAACCUGACCUACUAACGAGGUUAAAUGGCUUCGAAAGAAGCUGUAUCAGGUUUUCUGUUAAUGUCAGGAACCGUACAUUAAGGCACAUAAGAGAAACAGAGGUCAAAACAAAACCUGUUCAGGUAAAUAACUCAAAUUGCUGCUCAAUUUCUGUUUCUUCCAGCUAGUGAAUGUCAAAAUUAACACACUACAAAAAGGUGCAUAAUUCUAUUUUUAAAACAGUUAUGUAAGAAACUGGCUGGUAGUUUUCAUUGUGGAAUUUUGUACAAUAAAAACACCUUUGAAUUUUGUAAAAAUCACAGGGAUGUGAAUAUAUUAAAGCACCAGCUUGGAAUGCUCCACAGAUGAAAA